ACUAUAAAUCGUAAUAUAGGGCCCGACAUUUGAAAGCUUGGUAGAAGUUCUACUAUUAUUAAUAAUUGUAUGUUUUUAUAUGAAUUUGCUCCACUUACCAUAAUUCAUGCGUUUUUACCAAGAACGGCAGAAAUUGCAGUCGAACUUUGCAAUGAUUAGAUAGAUAAUCGGGGCCUAGAGUGGGAAUUAUGCGGGCUUUUCAUUCAUCCCCCUCUCCUCAGGCCUAAAUGAUAUACAUAAAUCAUAAUAUAGGCCAUACCACCAAAGAGAUUAUUACAAAUCCUACUAUAAUUAAUAAAGUUAAUAAAGGUCAAUAAAGGUCAUAGUCAUGUUUUGUAUAUGUAUUGUCAAAUUAUGGUUUUUUUCUCCAAAAUGAAGAGCAUAAAUUUUAAAUAGUGAUAUGCCGCCUAUUCUCUCACAAAAAAGGCAUGAUAUGCAACGCGAGAAGUCAGAAGACGAUGAAGGCUCAAAUGAAAUUAAUGCAACGAAGGUGUCACAAUUUCUACGACAAAAUCCGGACUUCCUCGAACAAUACAUAAUGAACGAAGUCGACCUUGAACAACUAGAGCGGUGGAUGAUAAGGCGCACGCAGCGAUCUAAGAAACUUAUGCAACCUGGCACAAACAAAAAUAGCCGUAAGACAAGUUUAUCACGUUGGAAAUUUUGUGUACACGCAGAUAAACGGCAAAUGUUGCUAGAACUCACGAAUUCUCUACAAAAGCGUCCAACCAAAGCACAUGUACUAUGGGAGCUGGCGAAUUGUAUUUCGUCAGCAACAAACGCCACUGGUUUUCACUUAUAUCUAGUCGACGGAGAUCCUGAAGUGUUAUCACUCUACACCGAACAUACUGAUAAUUCACCACCAACAAUACAAAGGAUCAAGGCGGGGUUCUCUAUACCAAAAUAUGUAGCCAGGACUCGAGAACCCGUUCGUGUAUCAAAAGGGGAUAUUGAUUCGAGAUUUCCUGAGGGGAUAGCUAGAUCGAAAGAAGUUGAACAUAUCUUAUGUCAAGCUGUAGUGCAACCAGACAACAAGGUGAUAGCCAUUAUUGAACUGCAUCGAGAUAGGAACGGUUUCCCAUUUCACGAGGAAGAUGAAGAAAUUUCGUGUAGCUACUUGGUUUGGGGCGGCAUUGCUUUACAUUAUGCUCAUCUUUUCCUCAGUAUGAACAAACAGAAGAAACUUAACGAGUUCCUGCUGGCGGUGGUCAAAUCAAUUUUUCAAGAUAUGGUCAGUAUGGACACUCUUGUAAUGAAAGUCAUGAAUUUCGCUCAGAGGCUAGUAGACGCCGAUAGAGCAUCGCUAUUUUUAGUCGACUCGAAGACCAAAGAAUUGUAUGCAACAAUAUUCGAUGUGGGUAUUGAGGAUUCGAGGCGUCAGACACAGCCAAAGCAAGAAUCGGGUGCAAAGAAAGACACUGAAAUUCGCUUUCCUAUUGGCACAGGAAUAGCCGGUCAGGUAGCCAUGAGUGGAGAGAUUAUGAAUAUAACUGACGCAUAUUCAGAUCCAAGGUUCAACCGAUCUGUGGACCAACAAACUGGUUACAAAACCGAAACAAUUUUGUGCAUGCCAAUAUUCAUUCGAGGGGUCGUUAUCGGUGUUGUUGAAAUGAUUAAUAAGAGAAGCGGCUACUUUACCAAGGAGGACGAAGAGGCCUUUGAAACGUUCGCCAUAUAUUGCGGUCUUGCUUUGCACCAUGCAAAGCUCUAUGACAAGAUAAAACGAUCAGAGCAAAAAUACAAAGUGGCCUUAGAAGUUCUUAGCUACCAUGGUACGAGUACCGAAGAAGAAGCCAAACAACUGCUACAAGAAGGAUUACCUGAAACUAUUCCUGAUAUUGAUACAGUGCGAUUCAACUCGUUCCAAAUAUCCGAUAUGGAGAAGGUGAAGUACACAACAUAUAUGUUCAUCGACCUGUUUGGUUUGAGCAAAUUUGACGUGAAGACCUUAUUGCGAUUUUCACUCACAAUUAAGAAAAACUACAGACGCGUCCCUUACCACAACUGGACUCAUGGAUUUUCUGUUGCAAAUACCAUGUAUACAAUCAUUAGGAAGACAAAAGAUGUCUUUAGACCUGUCGAGAAAUUGGCUCUGUUUAUUGGAUCACUCUGCCAUGACCUUGAUCACCGGGGGAAGAACAACAAAUUCAUGUUAGACACCGCAUCGCCUUUGGCAGCGAUUUAUAGUACAUCUACAAUGGAGCAUCAUCAUUUCAACCAGACAGUUACUAUUUUGCAACAGGACGGGCACAAUAUUUUCGCAAAGUUGAACAGUCACGAAUACAAGCAAGUGUUGGGCUUAGUAAAGCAUUGUAUAUUAGCAACAGAUUUGGCGUUAUUUUUCCCCAAUCGAGCAAAGCUAACCACCCUUAUCGAAGAGGAAAAGUUUUCGUGGAGUGUGCUAGAGCACCGGCUUCUCAUACAAACAAUUGCCAUGACAGCCAGUGAUUUAUCAGCAUCUGCUAAGCCCUGGGACAUACAAAUUCGGACAGUGAAAGUUAUUUUUGAGGAAUUCUACCAACAAGGCGAUGCGGAGCGUGCUGCUGGUCGCACUCCAAUACCAAUGAUGGACCGUUCCCAAACCGAUCAGCAAGCUAUUUCACAAGUUGGCUUUCUUAAGGAUAUUUGCAUCCCUUGCUAUACUUUGCUUAAUCGUCUGAUGCCUGAGACCGGAGAACUUCUGGAUAUGUGUCAAGCAAACCUGAAUAGAUGGCAACAAAUAGCCAAUGAUAACGAAAAACUAGCUUCUGAAAAGGAAAAUAAGUAGUUCAUUGCGCCGAAUAUUGGAUGUUUAUUGGAAGAAGCAUAUUUGCCUCUAAGUUAGCUGCAUAGUAUUUGAAAGCCUCAGGGCUUAAAUUUAGGAAUUUAUCUACUUUUAUAAACUCUAGGAUGGUGUAUAAUGGAGUGAGCAAUAAAAUUUAUUUUGCAUUUU
Messenger RNA from Hermetia illucens (black soldier fly), 2932 nucleotides. RefSeq names its product probable 3',5'-cyclic phosphodiesterase pde-5. NCBI's taxonomy places the organism in Eukaryota, Metazoa, Arthropoda, Insecta, Diptera, Stratiomyidae. Bases 401 to 2767 code for a protein of 788 amino acids. The transcript is spliced from 7 exons. Gene Ontology annotation, biological process: signal transduction; negative regulation of receptor guanylyl cyclase signaling pathway. Gene Ontology annotation, molecular function: protein binding; 3',5'-cGMP-stimulated cyclic-nucleotide phosphodiesterase activity. The record is from RefSeq and is a predicted model, not a curated record.